Plasmodium knowlesi strain H is the source of this 17193-nucleotide messenger RNA. Its product is annotated as conserved Plasmodium protein, unknown function. The record is from RefSeq and is a predicted model, not a curated record. The transcript is spliced from 12 exons. Bases 1 to 17193 code for a protein of 5730 amino acids. Lineage: Eukaryota; Apicomplexa; Aconoidasida; Haemosporida; Plasmodiidae.
AUGGAUAACCUCGUUUGUUUAAAGUUAUUAAGAUCCAGAAGGCGGUGGAACCCAAAUGAGAUACACAGUAUUCUGCCCAACGAAUGUAACGACAUAGUAGCUCUGCUUUUCUUCAAAAGGGAAAGUACCUCUGAAGAUAAAGGUCUUAAUUUGAGCUUCAAUUUUUUCAACAGUCGUAAUAGUGCAAAUUUUUUCUUAAACAGUGAUACGCUAAACUGCUUCUGGAUAUAUUGCGACAAGGACACUUUUACAAAAGGGAAAAGUGUGCAACACCAAAUUCCCGUUCUGAUAUCGCAACAAUCUGCAGUUCUGAAUUUCUACAAUUUCACAUAUGUCCAUAAAAUAAAUGCUCACCUUGAAAAUCGAGAAAUUAUAAUUCAAGGUAAUUCUCUUCAGCUCAAUAUUUACAAAGGAGCGCAUACGCAUGCAAGGACAAGUGAAAGGAAUAAGCUGUACAAUUUCUAUAUUUCCUACGAUAGGCUCUUUCGCUUUGUUAUUUCUUUAAAUAAAAAGCUCUCGUUUCUGGAUUCGUUCAAUGAAAAAUUUGUGAAAAUAAUUCCAAAGGAGGAAAGCUCCUUCUUCAUCGUGCUGAACGACAUCGUCUGCAUUAAGCUGAUAGCGAAAGGACUAAGCUUAAAAGUGACAAAAAUAUCAAGCUUGCAAAACAUUCUGAAGAAUGUGAGUCAUUAUAUUUACUUUCAGAAAUGUGUCUAUAGAAAUGACCAGCUAUUCAUUUUAACUCUGACGGCUCAGCAAUUCUUGCUCAUCUUUAAUGGGGGGGAAUCAGCCCACUUGGCAAUAAAUAUAAAUAAGCACUUGAGAACCCUUUUUACCGACUUCGAAGUUAGUCAUGAUCUGUCGCACGUGUUGUUGAUCGACUUGCGCAACCAGAUUUGGUCCCUUGAUUUAGAAAUAUACUAUCGUCUUCAUUUGGGGACUAGGAAAAAUGAAGGCAUUUACACGAAGAAGAAAAAAAUAAAGAACAUUCAAAUUUAUUCGUUACACGCAAGGGUGGAACCAUUCAGGUAUGUAGAAGUUUGCCAAAAUAGGGAUGACGAAAAGAAGUUCCAGUCAGAACAAAAGGAAUGCAUCCAUUUGGGGCGAGGUAAAAGAACGGUGAAGUUCAACUUUGAAUCCUAUUUUCCAGACUCCUUCAAAUUGAGAGAGAAGUGGAUUUACAUAAAUGAAACCUGCAGGAGAGAAAAGGAUAACAAUGUUAUUACCAUAUGGAAUUAUAAAAAUUUGGAGAACUCCAAAUAUGCUUACAUAAUUGGCGAAAUGAAGAAUCGGUGUGGACAAAAAUGGAAGUUCUAUCAAUCUGUCAACCAAGUAGAACCAUCUGAGGAGAACGGGAAGAGCAGCCAUCGGGAAGGUUACACCAGAAUGUUAUAUUUCUACGAAUGGGAGAGGAAACCACCAUAUUACAUGAAUUUUGUAAAUCCUUUUGAUGAAUAUGAUCUAUGCUCCCAUGAAGAUGUAGGGAGCAGUGUUUCAAACUUCUGGGGAUAUGAGCGUUUGGAAUAUAAUAGCGAAGAGUCAAUAGGAUCUUAUGGCGUAAAAAUGGAUUACCACCUUGAGAAGAAGCAUAGUAUUCACGAGAAUGAGGAUAUGUAUAGAAACGUUUCUAGUCGGAGAGGUCGUGAGGUCGUCAACAGAGUGGGAGAGAUAUACGAGGUGAAUGCUAAUAUGGAUAUUCUUAAGAAUGGAAACCCCAUCGAUAGGUAUACAUACCGUGAAGACAAGCACAAGUGCGGCCAAAAAAGCGGAAAUUAUUCGGACUUACAGUUGUACAUCUCCAGUAACGCCUCCACUGCGCACAAAUCAGGGAAUCCCAAUUUAGAGCAAUCCAUAAAAAGAUUUAAUCAGAUACUCCCCCAAUAUAUACAACACAUGCAUGUGUAUGAUAACUUCAUUGAUGUAAAAAAUUUAUUCCUCAUUAAGCAGUUCCUAAAGUGUAAUAAUAAACGUGGAAAUAAUUUGCAGAAGGAGAAGAGAAACAAUUCCUUAUAUGGUAGAAAAGUGAGCUGCGUAAAAUUACAUCUAUGUGGGAAGUACUUUUUUGUUGAACAUGUACAUCAUCCAGUGGAAGAGGGUGGAAAAAUUGUGCGAUACCUAACUGUUCUCAAAAGGGAGGGUAGCAAAAUUGAGUUCCUCUGUAUACUGAAGAAUUACAACUAUUUUUACCUGAACAACAAAUGGCAUGCUCUGAUCCACGUUGAUGAUAUGCUAUGCAAGGUGCUAUUCAAAAAUUACAUGCAUGCUCUAUUCAGUAUCAGUGCCUACAAUGAGAAGGAACAGACAGAGGGAAUUCUAAAAAUAAAUAAUAUCAAAAGGCAUUACCACUACUUCGUCAUGUUAUAUAACGGGUUCUUAAAUAAAGACAUGUUUCUAAUUAGAAAAACAUUGAGAAUACUUUCCUUCAAAGAAACGGUACUUCUAUGCAGAAUGUUAUUUCACUACAUUUGGAGUAACUUCAACAUGGAAAUAAUUUAUUUUUACUUCUUUGAUUAUUUUUCCUUCAUAAAUCAUGUAUGGAAGAAGAAAUACAAACGGAAGAUGGGCAGUUUUAUGAACGUCGUAAAACACAAGAGGGAGUGCAUAGAGAUAUACAUGGCAGUGUCUCUGAGAAAAAUCUCCGACAUAGUUGACGUGAUUGGAAAGAAGUACCUCUGCUUUCAAGAGAGUAAUGAAUUUGAAAAAUCGAAGGUGCAAAACGGGUUUGGGGGAAAUGGUAAGGGUAUACAAAGUCGGGAUAUCUCUGCCUUGCAUAAUAAUAAUAAUGAUAAUAAGGAAAAAAAAACUAUCAAAAUGAAUAUUACACUUUCGAAAGGUACACAGGCGCAAAAGGAGAAUUUGAAGGACUGCUCCGAAAUAUUGAACAAGCAAAAUGGAAGCUCCCUCAUUCCUCAGAGUAAUUCUCCAAAAGGUGGAGCCUUCGAAGAAGGCAAUUUCACUCACCCCACGGCGAAGAAAGAGAUGCAGGGGAAAGCAGAACUGGUAGUGGAUCCACCUAAGGACAUCCCGCGUUGUAAUAACUCGACGGAACUGACGAAGAGUCCCGCACAAGAGGGAAAUAAACCAUCCAGGUGCAGACAACUCAGCUCCGAUAUAACGCCUUUCGGGAAUAGAACCAAACCUAUCACAGAUGGUAGCAGCAUUAGUAACAACAUCACAAACAUCGCCAACAACAAUGACAACAGCAAAUAUAUAAAAAUAUUUCUUAUAUACUACUUUGAAAAGCUGUGCUUACGAGAUAACUACAAUUUAUUUUUGAAUAAAAAGUACAGCAUUGAAAUGUGCUCGCUGACUUUACAUUUUAUCAUCUCAUUUAUAGAUCAUUUUGUAAACAAAAAAGGAUCCAAGGGGAACAAUACCAGAAAAAAGAACAAUGCAAUAUUUCUUGAACUUAAUAAAUAUAUAUACUUUGGUAAACUCUUGAUGAAUGUACUUCUAAGCAAUUAUGAAAAGAAAGUAGAACAAACCUGCAGAAGAAAUGUAAGUCGGGGAAAUGUCUGGGCCGAUAUGAAAUCUUUUCAAAUUUCCAAUGGGAAAUUGCACGAACCCAAUUUUCUCAGUUCCAUCUACCUUAAUGUGUACAGUAUGUAUGAUUCGAUAACGCAAAUAUUGUACGUAAAAAAAUCUGCCUCCGAUAAGAUAGGUAAGCUCCUUCAGGGAGAUGGCACUCUGGACAAUUCUAGCAGUAGAGUUAAACCAAAUGUUUACGAGGAUAAGGUGUCAGAGGAUGAGACGACUCCUCCGCUGAAAAGUAAAAGUGAUAAAAAAAGUACCAAGUGGAAUGAUGAAGAGUCGCUACCCCCUGAUGAGUCGUUCCGCACUUCUAAUGGAGGAACUUACGAAAUGGUGGGUAAACCAAACACAAUUUGUGCAGAAGAAAGAAGCGUAAAAAUGAGUGUUCCUUCUAAUUCUGAUGGUUCUAAACUAAUUAUAAGGGAAUGCAAUGUUGGGAUUAGCAAAUCUGUUCAUGGGGCGUACAUCACAUCAAAUAAUAAAAUGGACAAUACUGAAAGCAUUAGGAAUCUCGUUUUUUACCUGUGCUACUGCUUUAUCGUCACUACAAAGAGGAAGAAGAAGACGCUUCCAUACUUUUAUAUGAAAGAUGUCCUAUACAGAGAAGUCGCUACUUCGAAUAAGCUACUUUGUGCCGAGCAGCCCUUCGAUAGUAUCAUUUAUGACAUACUCAAGAGCAACGAUUUGAGUACAGUUAUUUAUUACAUAUACAUGAAGAAGUAUGAAUUCUUUUUGAAUUUUCUGCUUCUAUAUUUUAACUAUAACCUGCUGCACAAUUUUUUGAAAAGCAGUCGGGACGAUUUCGUGAGAAACUUCACCUAUUGCUUUGCUCGGGGUGGUGCGAACCGCGAGGAAAAUCAGGUCAUUUCGAAGGACGUUCUCCAGGGGGAGAAGAAGAAGCCUAUCACAGAUAUGAAUACUAAGCAUACAACGGAGAAGACAACGAAUCUGUCAACGAAGCAGUCAACGAAGCAGUCAACGAAUCUGUCAACGAAUCUGUCAACGAAUCUGUCAACGAAGGUGAAGAUAAAGAUAAAGGUAAAGACAAACGAACAGACUAAGGAGCGGAAGGGAGUGCAUGACGCACUUUUCAACAAACUCCUAAGCGCCAUUAUAAGCGACUCUGGAAUUACAAUUAACAGGGGGGAAAGGCACAACUGUAGCGCGUUUAUUGAUUAUAUGUCCAAGGCUCAGGGGGAUAACUCUUCACUAAUUGGCAACCAAAAUGAAAGGGUGAUUAUUCGCAAUAGCGGGAUUGCUCCUUCCGAGGGAACUGCUACUACCUUGUGGCACUCUACCAAUGGGAUAGCAAACAGGGGUUACGAGCCAAAUGGAGAAAUUUGCUGCACAGAUAAAUGCUCAGUUAAGGGAAACCACAACAAGGAUGAAGUGCAAAGGGGUAAAAUGAACUCCACAUCAAAUCGUGUCUUUGCAGAACUUCCGAUGAUUUCCCCUCAUAAAAUGCAAUUGGAAGAAAGGAAGCACACAUUGAAGAACAGCAUAUUGCAGAUAUACCAAAUGUACGACACCCUGAAUGAUAGGUUCACAAAAUUAGAAAAUGAAAUUCAAGUGAAAGAUAUAAACACAUUUUUGCAUUUUCACAACGAUAUAAAAAGAAUUUUAAAGAAGAACCUAGUAAGUGUAAUCAUGGAGGUAUACAAAUUAGUGAUGGAAGAUAAAGUGGAGUGUAAUUCUUAUUUCAAGGGUAACGUAAUGAAUCACCUGGUGAGUAAUGCGAAUAUUCCAUUUUCCUACAUCCAUUUGAACCCGCACAAAAUGGUGAUAAAUUAUUAUGGAGCUAUCAUAUAUAGGCUACUAUGCAACAAUAUAGACACCUAUCUGAACGUGUGUGUACGCAUAUUAAAAGUACUAUGUGUAGAUGUUUUGAAAUUUUUAAAAAAAAUUGCCCUAAAUACUUUGAAGAAAUAUAUAAGAAAUAAGUUACUCCUAUUUUUGCGUAGGAAUGGGUGCACAUUUAAUGUAGCGGAUAGAAGGGCCAUCAAAUUUGUGGCUAUUCUGGAACUCUUCUACAAAAAUAGUUCCUACGUAGCUCAGCAUAACAAUGCAUACACAGAUUAUAUGUUAAACAGAAAUGUUUUUAAUCUUUAUCACAGUGCACCCUUUUUAGAUGCAUUGAAGAGGAAACUGCACCAUAGUGGUUACAACUAUAUUCAUGAGAUAAUAUACAAAGAGAAAAACCCCUUGAAGGUUCUUACUCUCCUUAACAUGUUCGAUCCGUCUAACUCUAACCUGUGGAACGCCCUUUUUGUCAAUCAUUUUGAUAACGCCUCGCAUUUGUAUGUACCGUUCGUUAUUCAGAAUUUUUUCAAUACGUACUACGUGCAGAGCUCGAGCAAAAAAAGGGAAAAAAUAAAGGACAGAAAAAGAGAAAACAAAAGGGAAAGUAGAAAGACGCACUUCCAAGGUCCAAGAAUCAUUUUAAACCAUUUUCCACUAAAUUGGAUAAAUACCAAACGAAGGGACACGAGGAUAUGUUCCCUAGUGCGGAUGAAAAGGGGUUACUUUAUCAAAAUAUCGUACAAUGUUACAAUGGACGGGAAACUGCGUCACACACGUAAGAACCAAGUGGUUAUACGUAGGUGCAAUAAAAGGGGAUUACAUAUUUGGAGAAGAAAAAGGAAAUUAAAUAUGCAGACAAAUGAGUACAUCAAAAUGUGUGAACCACGUCAUGCGACAGAUUUGUUCUUCGAAAAUUUGGAAAGAAUACCCCUCGAAGGGAAGAAACAAAUGAUUAAUAUUAUGUCCAAUUGGGGGGGAGCAGAUGGGAAUGAUAUCACCCCAGGGUGGAGUGUUCACUCUGGUAUGCAGAUUGAGAAAGGCACAAGAAUUACAUCAAAUGAAGAAAUACCAUUUGGUUCUACAAUGGUGAAUGCUUCUAAAGGCCAACCAAAGAGGAAUCCCAAUUUGGAACAGAAACAUUCGAACAAAAUCUCCAGUUGCUAUUACACAAGCAGGAAAGGGAAUAACAACAUUGUGACAUUUAAAAUGGCAAAAAAUUGGAUGAAAUUGAAAGGGGAGGAAGUAGACGACUUGACAAUUAUCAGUUACAAAAAUUUUAGCAGAAAUAUUAUUAGCGAAAGGAGUAAUAUGCUGUUGAAGAAAAAAGACCCAUACAGAAGUUGCGAAAAAAAAGGGAAAGGAUACUAUAUUAAUUUUGAAAACUACGACAACGAAUGCUACUGCUUCACUUGUGUCGAUACACAGAUAAAAAGAGGAGAAGAGAAAGGUAAAAAAGAAGGCAAGCAAAUUAUUCAGGCUGAUUAUAAUUAUAGCAAUGUUGAUUCGGUUGAUGAUUUUGUAGUGCACAAUAAUCAAACUAUAGAAACCAUCUCUGAAAUUGCCCACAAAGAUAGAAUUGCUGCUAAUGAGAGAAAUAUGAAAAGUGCAUACAUAAAUGACACGUUUAUAAUUGAAGAGAGGGACAAGGGAACCCCCGAAGACAUGUUCACUCUAAGAAACAAAUCGGGGGAGAAAAUCCCUCACGCAUGUGUGAGAUGUGAAGAAGAGGGUGAACAAUCAUUCGGGACAUUAGCACAAUUUGAAAAAAACCACAAAGGGAAACACCCUAUUGGAAAGCGUUAUUACCGAUUAACCCCGUGCGAUUUCCGUAACAGUGGUUCCUACCUGUGUUGCUCCAUAGACAUGUUAAAAACUGUAAACAGAAACAUCAUGAUUAGAAUUAUUCUACAAAAUAGGGGCAUGAAUUUUCUAUACUUCCUUAUGAAAUAUUUUGCCAAGAAGAGGACUCAAAAAUGGUUUUCACAAGGUGGGACGUACUCCCUGGAGGGGGACUUUACCAUGGUGAGAAACGAAACAGGGGGAAACGUUCAUCAUUUGAAGAGCUCUAAAAGGGGGAGAAUUUUUUCCCCCCUUUCACCACUACAAGGGGGAAAACUCUCCAAUCAUCCUGUUGUUCUAAAAAAUGCAAAUGUCAAAGUGGAAGCGGAGAAGGAGGGGCACGUUCGAGAGAAGCAACACCUUCGGGAAGACAACCCAAUUUACAAAAGAGUACUUUUAAAAAAUAAACGUGGAGAAAAAAAUAAAAUAAAGGCAAAAAAUUUAUUCUACGAAUUAAUCAAACUUAUGAACAUAAAGUCGUAUAACUCUCGUUUUUUUUUGCACAUUCUGGAGUACUACGCGGAUAACAGUGACUUGUCUGCGCUGUUCAUCCUUCUACAAACGUUAAAACAUUUUACCGAUAAUUUUUUCAAAACGAUUCACAAGUCGCCUGAGUUCAAUUUUUACGAAAGGCUUAAAAUUGGGAAGAGCAUCCAUCGGGUAGGUAGCAAACAAGGUGAAUAUAGAAAACAUCAUCUGGGAGUACAGUCCAAAGUUGUGGAAGGGCCUCAAAAGAGGAGUGGACAACAGCUGGAUGAAUAUGAAAAAAGUUUUUUAAAAAUAAUAAGUUACAUUCAAAAUAGGCUCCGAAAUGAGUGCACACCUUACAUUUACAAUUUUGUCGAGUCAGUAUUGGAGGCACAUGGGAUUUUCCUUUUAAAAUUUGACGCAUUAUAUAACGUAAAAAUUUUGCAUCAUUCCUCUGGUAGUGAAAGCAUCCCCGAUGUGGCACCAAAUGGGGAAUUCGAAAAAAGGAGCAUAUUAAAUAAUUUUCCUAAGGUGGAGGAAUCAGUAAAGCACCACCUUUUCCGUCUUAGUGGCUCCGAAAGGUGCGCUAAAGAUACACACAUCUGCUACUCCCUGAUGGUAAAACUGAGCAGGAAUUUCCUAUGUUUGAAUUAUCCACCAUACGAAAAUGAUAGAAGCAAAUUUAAGACCGAUAUAUCUGUCAGAAAGGAUAGCAACCUCUUACAGUACAGACAAAAGUACCUAACGUGCAACCGGGUGAACAAACUCCACAAGUACAUUUUAACCUACCUGUUGGGAAAUCAAAGCUACACAGGAAUAUACUUCUUCAUAUUGAUGAAUAGCAAUCUAUUUCGAUCUUCAAAGAAUUGCAACUAUUUAGUAAAGGAGCUUUACAAAAGAGAGCAUCGUUUUUGCUUCUUUAGGAGAUCCUUGGAUUCACACCUGCGCUAUUUACCUUGCUACAUAUAUUCCCAACUGCGCAACAAUUUGUUAGCUCUGUCUUUGUACAAUUUGGCGGACAUACUUUUGCAAGACUGGGAGGAGUUUACCGCAAAAGGCAAACCCGCCAAAAUGGUUAAUGUAAAAAAAAACACUGGGAAAAAACAAGUUCAGUGCAUCAAAUUUAGGUCCUCUAAUGAGGGGUCUAUCUCACGAAAGGUGUCAACAGACGAGGUUCGCCGCGGUAAGGCACUACUCCAUACGCAAGAGGGAAUAGAUUCGCCAAUAUGCUCUCGAAGAAAUGCUCCUUACAACGUGAACCAAGUAGCAAGUGAACACAUGUCAGGGGAAGGACUAGGGCAAUCACAUCAGGAGGAUGCGGAAGGAAUCAACUUCAUUCUGAAAUGCAUUUUGAGGAGAGACAAGGAUCAAAUUCCCUUCAUAUCCCUUCACGUGUUGUGCUUUCUCAAUUUUAAGUUAUUUAUUUGCAUCUUCAUGUUUAGCAAUGUGGACAUCUUUGACUUGAAGAGAAAUAAAGAAAAUAGUCCAACUUAUGUAAAUAUAUAUUUUUUUAAAAAAUUAACAAAGAAGUUUAUGCCUUCUGUGUAUGAAGCGUACUUUGGAAGGAAAACUCUUUUGAAGGCCAAAUUUAAAGCCAAGUUGGAAGAGGAAAAGAAUCAAAAUAAGGACUUGUUCAAGUUGGCCAUUCGGAAUUUAGAGAAAUAUUCGGAGAACUACCUCAAAUUGGGGGCGCAGGAAAAUACACAUAAGAAGAGGGAAUUGUGCAACAAAAUAAGGAACGGCUCUCACAGCCUAUGCUUCGAAAACAUACCAAUAGUCAACAAGCUGUGCACUUCUCACUGCAACCGCACGGAUAAGAAGUCCAACUUGGUAGAGAUAAUCUCGAAGAUGAAAAAACGCACAUGUUCUAAGAGAAAAAUCCAUGAUUCUGUGAUGCAGUUCGAACACUGCUAUGAUUUUUUCACCUAUAACAAGGACCUGUCAUUAAAUAAAUUGCUACAACAGACCGUGGACGAAACGUUCUUUAAAACCCACUUUUGCCCCUUUUCCAUUUUUAAAAAUAUUUUUAUAAGCGACAAAGAUAACCCUUCAUUGGAAAGUAUGGAUGAAGCUGCUUCGAAGGGAGGAGAAAUAAAAGAUGGCCUUGAUGGAAAAGCACUUUCAAAAAAGAAGCAGCGACAUGAGGCGUAUCGCCUAUUUUGUAGUAACCCCCUUUCUGAAAAUAAAAGGUUGAGGAGAAUAUACAACUAUAGGACAUUUUUUUCGGACGUGAGGAGAGGCCAAAAGACAGACCAUUACAUGAAUUAUGUGACAAAAAUUAAGGGUGAUGAGCUAAAAGGGGGGAAAUUAAAAAGCACAAUGAGGAAAUCAACCCUCUGUUAUGGACAGGGUAAAUGUUACUAUGAUGGUAUGUCUGAAGAUCCCUGUAAACUUGGCCAGAAUUACUGCAACCCUGUCAGCAAAAACCGCUUUUAUUUUUUAAAAUAUUUUCAUGUCAAGCAUUUCCUGAUUUCGUGCCAGCCCUUGGUAGCAUACCACAUACUGAUCAUUAACCAUGUCCACUACAAACAUAGAAGUGAAGGAGACUUAUCAAAAUAUCUAUAUAUAAAUAACUUCGACACGAAAUCGUGCAACGAUUAUCUUUUAAAUAGCAAGGUUCACUUACCCCUAAAUUUAGCAAAAGGUCUAAAGGAUGUUAUUAGGGAUUUAUGUUUGCAGCUUAGUAUAUUUUACUUUAACAAUAAUGAUGUUCUGUGUUCAUUGCUAUGCUUCCUACAUCUGUGUAAUGUCAACAUUGAAAAGGUUAAAAUGUACAUCCUUUCCAUGAAGAGUAUAUAUUAUUACUUUAAAAAGAAUUAUAAGAGGAGGACCUUCUUCGAUAAGUGGGUAAAGAACUGUGUGGAUUUCCUCAAAAUGGAUAAAUACAACCUUGAUGAUUUUUUCAAACAGAGGAAAAACAUAUUCUACGAAAGUUUUAACCUCACGGAUAUCAAUUAUUAUGAUUUAUUUGAAAAAAGCUUCAUUGAAUUGAUUGUCAUUAAACUUUUUUUAGAUCUCUUCAAGGAGGGAUCACAAACAGAUGUGGACGUUGCUCACCCGAAAAGGGCAAAUAAAUGGAUCACGCAAAAUAGCAUCAGCACCAGUGAAACGUUGAGUCUUCCACGUAAGAAAGACGAAAAAGGGGUAACAGCUAUGGAAAUGCCAAUUGGAGAUAAGUACACAUAUAUAGAAACGCGUACGAACAAGUGUGGUGGGAAUGGUAAAUGCGACUUGUCCGUUUUGCAUAGAACGAACACAGAUAAGUUACUAUCCCGUGAAGGGAAUAAACCUAGUCCAAGAAGCAUCAACAAAAGGAAUGAGAACAUAGCCAUUCCCGAUGAAGAUGAGAUGGUCCAGAGAGAAAACAUAAAUGAAUACAAUAUGAAGGAGAUUCAACUAGGAACGCAACGCAACAGUGCAGGGGUAGGAGCAGAUUAUUACACAACGAAACCGGAGUCGAAAAAUAUGUUUAUCCUAAUUCUGCUAGAGAAGUCCAUACAGUAUAGGAUCAAAGAGAAGAAGAAGAAAAAAAAGAAAAAAAAAUACUUUAACGAUUUCUUAAACAUUAUUUCGCUCUACUGCAAAUUGAACAAUGUGCACCAGCCCCUAACGUUGCUACACAUUUUGAGCAAAAAAAAUGACAUUUUUAUAUUCUUCUACGAAUGUAUUGAUAAAAAUAUUGACAUUAAGACAUGCCAAGACAUUGUGAAUUUAUACACAAAGAAUAAGCACACCAAAAGGCACAUACUCACGUUCUUAAAUCAUGUUGAAAAAAAUAUGAACAAAAUAAUGAAGUAUCAAGCGAAGGACAGGGCGCACAACUUUGAACACCAAACUGGAGAAUCACAAAGCCUUGUAAGUAGGGAUAACUCCAAAGAUCAAACACUCCAUAAUGAUAAUAGUGCACACAAAUCUACCAACGCACUGCUGCAAAAGAUACAGAGAGUCUUCACGGGGAAUAUGCAUUUUUACAAUGGAGAAAGUGGCACAAUCCAUGGGGGGAAAAGAGUUCUGGAAUUACUCUACCAUUUGAUUUACAACAAUUAUGACUACAGGCGUGUGCAGAAUGCUGUAGAAAUUGUUAUCAGGCAUAAUAUGUAUUACACGAAAUUUUACAUAUACCUCACGGCAUACGUCCAGUUUAUUUUUAGAAGUAAUUUUCCUUAUCUAUUCUUGGAUAGGUGCAAAAGAGCAGUAGCAGUAAGUUCCACCCAGAAGCAUCUUAAGCUUACCCACCUGAACACGCAUGAGAAAAUCUUUGGAAGGAAAUUUUACUCAUAUGAUCAUCUGCGGAAUUUUAUAUUUUUUUUUAAAAGAAAAAAAGCAGAAUAUAGCAACAUAAAGGUCAUGUUAAAGAACGUGUGGUUUUACCUACAAAUUAGUGGAUAUCUAUUAUACCUCAAAAAUAUGCAACUCUUAAAUAUGGAAAAGUUAAAAUAUUACAACUGUGUGCAUAAUUUAGGGGAAUACCAAGUAAAGAGGAUGGAUGUCUUUUUCGAUGUGAUGAAAAAAAAAGAAACAACAUAUGUGCUAAUUUUUUUUCUCCUUACGAAUGGUAUAUACAAUUUACUGGACAGAUUUCUCUACAUCUUUCAUUUUGACAAACCCAUAGUUUGCUUCUGUAAUUUUGUUCGAUCUGUUCGUGAAUGUCACUUUGACCGAGCAUUGCAUUAUCUGAAGAAGCAUUACAACAAGUACGUUAGGAGAAGGUGCACAAAUGGAAACAAUCUAUACUAUUUCUUUUUCAAGGAUCUUGUAAAUUAUCUCUUGAUGGAGCGACCCAGUAUAAGACAUAUUAUUCUGGAGAUGCUCGUACGAACAAGGCAAGACUGCAAAUAUGAUUUUGCCUUUUAUGCGCAUAACGCUCUGGUGGACGUGAAACUGGACCUUGACUUGGACCUGAGGGAGGAUAUCCAUUUAACUAUUUUCGAUGCAUGCGUAGAAUUAGCAGAUACAAACAAAUUUGAGAGGGCCCAAAAAAUGCUUAGUGAUAUUCAUGCGUCUAUAGAAAGGACCUCCUCCAAAUAUGCCUUCCCGUACAACAAGGGGCACAUCACAUUGAGCAGAUUUUUUCUGACCCAUUACACAUGUUUUAGAAACUUUUUAUUUAUUAUAAAUCAGAAACCAUACAUGGAAGACUACAUAAUUGCGCUGUAUAAUGUGUCCCUAUCAUGGGGAUACUCGAAGGUAAUUUUCCUCACCUUUCUUUUGAACUACUCAUACACAUUUCAAUCCAAGUUAAGUGUCUACGAUCAGACGACAAUUUUGCUGGUCUGCAUAUUGCUCAUAAAUAUGUUAAGAAAAGAAUCCACUCAGGUAUGCGAAAGGCUUACUAAAAAAAAAAAAAACAUCUUACUCUACGUGGAGGAAAAGAUACUAUCAAGUAAAAAGCUUCUUAGGAGAAACUCUAAAGGUGGAAGGACAAAGGAAUCUAUAAAAAAGAUGUCGAAGAAGAAAUGCCCUGCGCUAUCCAUACUGAACUUCCUCCCCCUUAAUAAUGAAGAAUGCGAAAAUUUCUUUUUAUUUAAAGAAUACAAUGAGAAUAGAAAAAAAUAUAUAAAAUGUCAUGAGGGCACCUUUCCCAACUUUGAAGCAGACCAUGAACAUUUUCAGUUCCGCGACCAGCUUUACGACUACGAGCAGAAGUUCUUCCGCAAUUUUGAAAGAAACGUACAAAUUGUUAAGCACUUGUGUGUAAAUAAGAAGACAACAAACGACCUGAAAUUGAAAGUAUUGUAUCUGUUGAACCUAUCAACAAGGGAUAAAAUUUCUAUACAGUUUAACCAACUUAGUAUACCUCAGAUAAAAUGCAUUUUAAACAAAAUCAGAACGCUCAGAAAUAAAAAUAAUGUGGUGCAUGUACACAACAUCACUAAAUUGGAAAUUCCCCUAUGUGGAGUUACAACAGAGCGGCAGUUAAAACGGAUAAGUCAAUUUUGCAGAGAGGAGAAAGUAUCAAGUCGUGAAAAUGUUAAUUACGUGGGGGGUACAGAAAAAGGUUUUCUAUUACAGUACCCUUGGGUAAAGAACUUAUAUGGGCAUAGCACCAUGCGCACGAGGAAGCCUACAGAAGAUUUCGCUAAUCCUCAUGAUCCCUCGACAUACGGCAAGGAAAAGGAAACUAUAUACUCAGAAUGUGGUGAUCUAAUCCAUAAUCAAGGAAAGGAGAUCGGAAAGGAGAUCAGAAAGAAGAAACAAAAACAAAAUGGCUCAUAUGAUGAAAAUUUUCUUUUCAGAGAAAAGAGUCAUAAAGGACUCGCAAAAUAUAAUGACAACAUAACAAAUUUGGUAAGCAUUUUUAUAUGUAUAAAUAAUUUAAUUAACAAUUUUGAUGUGAUCACGGCGCAGCGGAUAGUAGACAAGUUUUCCAUUUUGGGCAUAUAUAAGGAUAUAAAGAAGGCGGAAAAUAUUAUGCUAAAAGAAGACGCGCCCUGGAAAGAGUCAUUUCGACAAAACAGAAAAAAGGGCGCGAAUGCACGUAGAAGUGAUCUAAAUUGCGAUGCCAAACGGGAGAAGGGAAAAACAAAUGUACACAGAGGGGAGGUAUCUACUUGGAUAGAACCGCCAUCCAUUUUUGACGUAUGUCUAAACGAUCGAAACGAUGAGAAGUGGCCAUCCAUUUAUGAUCCAUUUAGAAAAGUAAGAAAUUAUUCCCUUUUUAAUAAGAACGAUAUUGAUGUGAAGAAAAAUCUGGAAACAAAGCUAAACAUGAAAAAUGGCAAGUCUCAUCUGCUCAUUGAUGAUAUAUAUAAGUACAUUUAUUAUAACUCGAUUUAUGCCCUCGUUAUAUAUUAUUGUUUGUGUAAGGGCUGCGAAUCGGGGGGGCAUUUAACAAAAUUGUUAUCCCUCAAGAAGAGAAAAAGAACUUCCAACUGGUUGGAGUACCUGCUUGAAAGUGCGAAAAAAAAAUGCAGUUGUGAUAUCUAUGCAUUUAUACUAAAAUCGGAAUUAUUACUUACAGUUAAAAGGCGAAUCUGUGGAAUAAAUGGGCUUAUAUCAAGACCGAUGUUGCAUCAACCAAAUGAGGACUUCCCCCUAUUAACAUUAUUCUUUUACCUUCUAAAGAAUUCAGUUAGCCUAAAUGGAACGAAGGAGUUCGAUGCAUCCAUCGUAUUGAAAUUCACUUACUUGUUUAGACGCAAUAUGAAUAUCCUUGCUACAAAUUUACUGAUUUAUCAUAACUUUAUUUUACUCCUUUUAAGUAGUUUCCAAAAAUACAGUUUUCGCGAAUGUCUAGAUAAAGGUAGCGCCACUGAGAGUGGUAAUAUAGCUAUACCUCUUCAGAGGUGCACUCGGGGGAGGAAAAAUGAGAAGAGGAGGUAUUCGCAUUCGCAGAAUGAUGUCGCGAAGAAUGCCACAGAGAAGAGACAACGCGCAGAUAGAAUUUUCCUUUACCAUGAAUGCUCCCACAAGUUCUUCAGUGACUACACAAAUUUGAUAUUGUCCAAUUCGUGUAAGUGGUUAUGUGGGAGGUGCUACUUUAGGAGUCUAUUGGAUGUCUACUUCUACCUGUUGCGCAUGAUGAUAAGGAAUAGGCGAAAAAGGGAAGGGCCAUGGAGUACGAGAAAACGCGGAUUCUACUAUCGCCAAGGGGAUAUUCGCAAACUUAUGGAGGGUAUCAAAAAAGGAGAACCAAAUUUUGCAAAAAAAUUAUGUUCUAACCUCAUUUGCUUCUACCGAAAGCAUUGCAUAGUUUUACCGGCAGAAGUAGAAGUAGAGGUUAUUAUCUUCUUAUACAAACUUGCUUGCAAAUUCACAUCACAGCGGCACAUCACUUACAUUAUAAAUUUGAUAAAAAUGAGAAGGCAAUAUUAUGUAAGAAGAAAAAAAUGGUACCUUAUUUUUCGACUUUUGGUAAAUAUAAACGAGUAUGACAAAUUACACUUCCUUUUUAAACUACUCUUCGAAAAUAUAUCCAUUUUUGAUUUUUUAAAAUAUAGCAGAAAUAUAUUUUUGUCACUGAAUGUAUACAAUUUCAAUUGCGAUCUUAGCGUUUCGCUCAAUAGCAGCUGUUUAUUGUACAACCAGACAUUGUGUAAAUUCGGUCCCCCACGUGGCGUGAUAAAGGAGUAUUACCGUGCAGAUCGGCAGUCUGGGGCAAGUGCGCCAGGUAGUGCCACCCAAAGGGUAGAGAACAACUCGGAUAAUAAUGCGGAUUCAUAUAAAACUGUCAUUAGAAGAAGCAAUAAUGAUCAGUCGAAUGUGAGGAACGUCAGUAGCAGUGCCAAUAAUCGCGUGAAUGAUCGCGCCAGUAAUAACGUUCUGCAACGCACUGGAAAAAUGAAAAAGGAAAAUUUGUUGCACCUACUGAAUGCCAUGCACGAUUUGUACAGGAAAGAAAAACGGGAGAAAAAAAGAGCAGAACAAAAUCAAGUAAACAUUUCGUACAACUUUAAAGGAUUAAAAUUCUCAGAUUUGAUCAAUUUUUACGAAGAGAAUUACGUCAAAACAUUUGAAAAGAGAAAGAUGAUCCCCUCUGCUUCUCCCUUUAUAUUUUAUGAUGACCACUUGUUUGUCUACAUAUUGUCCUUCUACGUGGUGCAGUACUGCAAAAAGUUCUCUAAAUGCGACAUGGAAAUGUUAGCAAAGGUUUAUAAGGAAGUGGGACUGAAGCAUGAGUUGUACGAACUGCUAAGUCGGGAAGCGAACAAAUGUGUGCAAAGUUUGAAGGGAGAUAAGGAAGUGUUUGACCUACUGCAUGUUCGUACAAUAAUCGUUUGCAUAAACCUGCUACACCAUUGCGCUCUCAUAUUACUAGAAAUGGACAAUUUAUAUGAGUACCAUACCAACUUGAACGACAUUUACCUUUUAAUUUUGCAGCUCAAAUAUGUUUAUCUGCACAAUAAGCUACAUUUACAACAACAGAAAGGCAGCAAUUUCUUAACUUAUUUCGACAAAUGCAUUGUUUUCAAUAAUUUGGGGCAUAAAAAAUUAUACGAAAAGAAUUUUGAAAAGAUGUUUGACCACGUCGUGCAGGAGAACAUUCCGAUUGGCAACUACAAAAUAAACUUCCUCAAUUUAGGUCUUGAAGAUUUUAUUUCUUUGGUGGAGCAACACCCUGUGUUUUACGAGACGCUGAUUUUGUUGAAGGCGUACGAAAAAAAUUACGACGAUCUGGUGUACGCCUUUAUCCCCAAAAUUUUAUACAUUCAGGUUAUCCUUCACGACAAUAAAAAAUAUUUAAGGGACUACUGUUCCUACAGUUGCAUCGACAACAACACUAUAAAAUAUGUGGCUAAGUUGUUUCAAAUUAACAGUAUUCAUUUAAAAUUCCAUAAAAAAUUUCCAACCGAAAAGUAUAAGUAUUUCACUGCCAAGAACGACGUGCUGGCAUUUGAUUUUUCUCGAUAUAUUUUAUCCGCGAUAAAUAUACAACCCACGCAAGACGCGGAAAGAAAAAUAGCAUGGGACUAUACCCAUCACGUGCGUUCGUUCAAGCACCUGUUGAGGCACACAAGCAAUAUCGAUUUGAAAAUGAAGGUUUGCAAAAAGCUCGGAUCCGACUUUGAUGAUUUGUUUUGUGAAUGCAGGAACAUUUUGAACUUAACGAUGAACUAG